This is a messenger RNA of Trichophyton verrucosum HKI 0517, 1341 nucleotides long. RefSeq lists its product as uncharacterized. The annotation marks the transcript as partial. The transcript has 6 exons. Lineage: Eukaryota; Fungi; Ascomycota; Eurotiomycetes; Onygenales; Arthrodermataceae. Gene Ontology annotation, biological process: carboxylic acid transport; transmembrane transport. Gene Ontology annotation, molecular function: carboxylic acid transmembrane transporter activity. Gene Ontology annotation, cellular component: plasma membrane. The record is from RefSeq and is a predicted model, not a curated record.
AUGGCGGACACGACAGUCAUCACAAAGAGCGACGCAUCUAUCGAUGCAGUGUCCAACCAAGGGCAAGAGCACCGCCUAGAGAACCCUGAGAAGUCAAGAUGGGAGCGUAGCUGGCCGACGAUAGCUUGCGGCGCUGGUCUCUUCUCUGAUGGAUAUCUGAAUAACCCUGAAGGUCGCACGUUAACGCCAUCGCAGGUUAUUGGAUCUGUCAACACGAUCCUCUCUACGAUCUACCCAGAGUCAUACAACGCCUCUUCCGCCGUUAAAAAUGUUCCUUCGAUUGCCUUCGCCGGCACGGUUAUUGGCCAGCUUCUUUUCGGCUACAUAAGCGACCACUAUUCCCGCAAAUGGUCGCUAAUGGCCUCGACUAUUAUCCUGAUUAUAUUUGCUGCAUUAUGCGCUGGUGCUCAUGGCGCAGGAGGUAGCCAGGCCGGCUUGUUCGCUGCCCUAACAGCUUACCGUUUCUUUCUCGGGAUCGGCAUAGGAGGGGAAUAUCCAGCUGGCAGCGUCGCAGCAGCCGAAAGCACUGGAGAGCUAAAGCACGGUCACCGCAACCGCUGGUUUAUCAUGUUUACCAAUUUCCAGAUCGAUUUUGGAUUUGUUGUCUCUGCCCUGGUACCCAUGAUCCUGGUCUUGAUAUUUACUGAGAAUCACCUGCGAGCUGCGUGGAGAGUGAUGCUAGGACUGGGUGUGAUUCCUCCUUUAACUCUGCUUUGGCUACGGCUGAAACUGAAUGAGCCUGAAGAAUUCAACAGAGAGCGUAUGCACAAAUAUCCUGUCUGGCUUAUUGUCAAGUUCUAUUGGAAACGACUUUCGGUUGUCUCCCUUAUUUGGUUUAUUUAUGACUUUUCUGCAUACUCCUUCGGCAUCUACUCGUCUGUCUGGCUGAAAAUUGUCCUGGGCUCAUCCGCUCCUCUUUGGAAGACUUUUGGAUGGAACACUGUUCUCAACCUCUUCUAUAUUCCUGGUUCCUUCUCAGGAGCUUGGGGUAUCUUGGGAUUUAUCAUGGCUGGCUGCUAUAAAUAUCUUGCCACGCCACAAAACGUUGCUGGGUUCGUGGUUGUUUAUGGUAUAUUUUUGUCCUUGGGUGAGCUUGGACCGGGAGACAACAUUGGCCUUGUAGCAUCAAAAACCAGUGCAACGGCUAUCAGAGGGCAAUACUAUGGCAUAGCAGCAGCUAUGGGUAAGAUCGGAGCUUUCGUGGGAACAUAUGUCUUCCCCAUUAUCAAAGACAAUGCACCAAAUCCGAUACGUGCUGGACAGGAUCCUUUCUUUGUGUCUAGCGCACUCUGUUUGUUCAGCGCAGCAUUGACCGUAUUUUUAUUGCCCCAUAUUGGACAG